AUGACGCCGAUCAGUAUAGCCCUGUAUUUUACAUCACUUCAGGAGCUGAGCUUUUUACCUCCCAUAACUCCUCCAGAAAAAUUCUUUCUUUCUCAACUGAUGUUGGCCCCUCCUAGAGAACUGUUCAAGAAGACUCCUCGGCAGAUUGCUUCAAUGGAUGUGGGGAACAUGGCCCAGUCAGUGGAUAUAAGUGGACUUCAGCUGGCAUUAGCAGAACGUCAGUCCGAGUUGCCAACACAGAGCAAGGCCAGCUUCCCCAGCAUUCUCAGCGAUCCUGACCCAGAUUCCUCCAACUCCGGUUUUGACAGCUCUGUUGCCUCCCAGAUCACUGAAGCCUUAGUGAGUGGACCAAAACCUCCUAUAGAAAGUCACUUUCGACCAGAGUUUAUUCGACCACCACCUCCACUCCAUAUAUGUGAGGAUGAAUUGGCCUGGUUAAAUCCAAUAGAGCCAGAUCACACAAUUCAGUGGGAUAAGUCAAUGUGUGUUAAGAACAGCACUGGAGUUGAGAUAAAAAGAAUCAUGGCAAAAGCUUUUAAAAGUCCCUUGACUUCCCCACAGCAAACACAGCUCCUUGGAGAACUGGAAAAGGACCCCAAGCUUGUUUACCAUAUUGGUCUCACUCCUGCCAAAUUGCCAGACCUGGUUGAGAACAAUCCUUUAGUAGCUAUAGAAAUGUUGCUGAAGCUGAUGCAGUCUAGUCAGAUAACAGAGUAUUUUUCUGUCUUGGUCAACAUGGACAUGUCCUUACAUUCAAUGGAAGUUGUAAAUCGGUGAGUACUG
Molecule: messenger RNA, 783 nt
Organism: Antrostomus carolinensis (chuck-will's-widow)
Lineage: Eukaryota; Metazoa; Chordata; Aves; Caprimulgiformes; Caprimulgidae
Gene: CNOT11
Product: CCR4-NOT transcription complex subunit 11
Exons: 5
Coding region: 1-777 (258 amino acids)
Cellular component (GO): CCR4-NOT complex
Source: RefSeq, a predicted model, not a curated record